AUGGAGACGGACUUUCUGGGGAUCGGCGGGAGGGAGUCGGCGGCGAGAGAGGAGACAGGAGGUCUGGGCCCCUUCGUCUCUUCCCCUGGUGUUCCUCGAACACUUGAUGUUCUUAUUCUUUUGUCUGAUAAAAUCUUUUGAAGUUAUUGCUGGUCCGCUGUGGAUCGUUUCCGCAUGGAUAUCCUUCUCGGUUUUUCAAUCCCUGGGGUCGUUGGGGCUUCGUUCCCCGUCUAGUUUGUUAGUUUUCCUUUUUUAUAUUUUUUUUGAACUUUCCGAUUUGGUCUUCCCCCUUCAGCCCAAGGGCUGCGGGUUCUCGUCGGAAGAGAUCGGUCGACUGUUUUUUGGUUCUCGUUCCACUGAUCUGUCGGGGGAAAUUUUUCUCGUCGAUGGAGCGUAAAUACCAUACAUAUGCGCGCAAGUUUCGGCGUCGAUUACUGUUUUAGCGCAGUAAAUAUAUAAUUCAGGAAUUUCUGUUCUACAGGAUCUCUUGAUCUGUUCUUCGAUUUCUUCGGGAUUGUUGUUGUUUUCUUUAGAUUUAUCGGCUUCCGUCGAUAACUCUCGCCGCAUUCCUCCCUUGGAAUCCAUCAGAACGUAGGUGGUAGCGGUGGUGUUGCAACGCGGGAUUCGUCCUCCUUGACCGGCGCCUCUCUCUCUCUCUCGCUCUUUUCCCUCCCAAUCUGAGACUCGGGAUGCUAAAAGUGAGACAGAAUGGGCCGUAAUCUCCUCUGAUUUGCGUCGAAAACCAUUAGUUCUUCAAGCUUCAAACUUCCUGCCAAGAAGAUUUAUUUGAUCCUGGCUAGCCUUCUUUUCUCAGUCCCGCCCUUCUCCGUGUAUCUGCAGGAUUCUUCUUCGGGAGACAGGGGGCGCAGUGGUCCUUCUCGAGCAUGGUCUCCGGCCGGCAGCCCUUCGUCUUUUUCCCCGCCGCCGAGGAGGAGAGGUCAACGAGCAUCGCCUUCGAUCUCCUGCCCUCAUCGGGGUUCCGCUCCGCCCCCGCCGGCGAUCCUUUCAUCUCCAGUCUCGGAUUUCACUCUGUAGGAACCCUAGCUCAUCCACCAAUCUCUACUGGUAAAAAUUGUAGUGCAAACUUGAUUGCUUCAACCUGAUUCCCCUCCCCCUCCCUUCUGGGGUUGCAGAAGAACUUCGUUCCUCCCACUCCGGCGAGCCCCUUCUUCAGGGCGGCGCCUCUGAACCAGCAGCAUUCCUUGAGCAGAGCUCCGACGCUCGCCUCUCCCGUCAUCCCCAGGUGGGGAGACAGACACAGAAUGCUACUGGAGAUCUCCCCCUUCAAUCGGUCUGAGACGUUGACUCUCUGGUUGUAGGGGCGCUGUCAACCCCUCGGGAGCAGCUGCGCAGCUGACGAUCUUCUACGCUGGGUCGAUCAACGUUUUCGAUGACGUACGGGCGGAGAAGGUGGUAGAUUUCGACGACGAAUUCAUUCCUUGAGGAUUUGGAGUCGAUUCGAUCCUUUUUUCUUUUUUUUUUUCUAAUCCUCUUUCUUUUCUCAGGCCCGGGCGAUAAUGCUCCUGGCGAGCAAUGUCUCCAGGAUGAACUUGGCCGACGUCCCGAUCCCAGCAGUGGAGCCGACGAAGGUGGUCUCCUCACCGCCGAUCUCGAGGGCCCAGUCGGGCAGCAGCUCCAACAUCUCCGACGACCUGAGCUCAGCUCCGACAGCGUCCGCCACCAGCGGCGGCGGCGCGGCCGCCGCCACACUCCGAGGUGUGCCGUCGUAGUCUUGUUGAGUCGGUCGAUCUUCUUUGGUGGGUUUCUUAUUCGGUAGUGGUGGUUCGCCGGUGCAGCGGUGCCGCAGGCGCGGAAGGCCUCCUUAGCCCGAUUCCUGGAGAAGCGGAAGGAGAGGUGAGAAGAAGAUCCUCCCCCUUCCACCGCCACCGCCGCUGCCGACGGCGGCGCCGCCGUUCCCACGGCCUCGCGAUCUCUCUCCUCUUCCUCGGCGCUCAUCUGACAGACGGUGUUGCUCCUCGCGCAGGGUGUCGAGUGCCCAGCCGUACCCGUCUCCGCGGAACCUGGAGGGCAAGGCGGCGCCGCCGCCGCCGCUGCCGAGCAGCAAGGAGCUGCUUUGGGGCGGCGGCACCGUCGACAGCUCCGACUUUCUCAGUACCAAGCUGGAAAUCUAA
Messenger RNA from Spirodela intermedia, 2132 nucleotides. NCBI's taxonomy places the organism in Eukaryota, Viridiplantae, Streptophyta, Magnoliopsida, Alismatales, Araceae. The record is from the annotation of a GenBank genome assembly.